Aspergillus novofumigatus IBT 16806 is the source of this 1529-nucleotide messenger RNA. Its product is annotated as mitochondrial 37S ribosomal protein bS1m. The transcript is spliced from 2 exons. Bases 41 to 1381 code for a protein of 446 amino acids. The record is from RefSeq and is a predicted model, not a curated record. Gene Ontology annotation, cellular component: mitochondrial small ribosomal subunit. Gene Ontology annotation, molecular function: structural constituent of ribosome. Lineage: Eukaryota; Fungi; Ascomycota; Eurotiomycetes; Eurotiales; Aspergillaceae. Gene Ontology annotation, biological process: mitochondrial translational initiation.
CGACAACAUCGAGACAUUACAGUUGUCUUCAAUAACGCCCAUGGCGACAGCCAGGUUAUCGCCGACGGCGAAUCUUCUUCGGAAGUCCCGUCUUUUCGCGCUUCCCUCAGCCUUACCGUUGCCCCAGCAAGAUGCAACCUCGAAGACCGUUUUCGAAUCCGACACCGCAACCCUGCCUCAUCCGAUCCGAGCAUCCAUUGUCACCCCGGCUUCAUCGCUAGCGAGAGGAGAUUGGGGUUUGAAGCGACCGCUACCUGCAAAGUCGACAUCGGAAAAGUCGUCCCGGCCUGUCGUCCGCCUCAACGUACUCGACACAUUUGAACAUGUCACAGACUUCGAAUCUGCCGCCGACCACACGGUGACCUUGGAGAAAUUCCAGGAGCUUCACAUGCCCAUGUCCCUUCCUUCCAAGGUCAACUACGCGACUAGCAUGGUGCCUAGACAUCAAAGCCCUUUCGAAUCCGUGGUUGACAAUACAGAUACGAGCAAAGGCCUUCAGCAGCCUGGUGCUAAACAGUUCAGACAUUCUGGGCCUUGGCUCGCGGGACAGACAGAGGCGGAAUUCAAGGCUUAUCUAAAUAAAGUGCGCGAGAGGAAGCCUGAGCUACUUCAGAAGCUUCGUGAGCACUUCAUUGCCAAGCGAACUGCUGAACGCAGAAAGCAAGCCCAGGAUAACGGCGAGGAUCUAGAAGCACUUGGUCCGCUCAACGUCACCGAGGAAGAGUUCCAAAGGUACAUCAAAUCGCUGCGAGCCGAUCCCUUCUCUCUUGGCCCCGUGGUAUUUGAACUGUUGGAUCUUCCAUCGCCCCCGCCGUCCCUAGCGAUCACACACCCUUCUGCUGGUCUCUCAUAUACGCGGUCUCACGCUCUGAUCUACAACCACCCGAAAUUCGGACCCCAGGCAUACCAACGCCCCGUGCAGGCCCGUAUCCUGCGGCCGAAGGGUCGAUUCAAGGGCAAAACAUCUAAGGCUAUUGCUGGUGUUGGUGGUAUUGCGGUGGAAGAUCUCAACGCCAUGACUUUCAUUGAACAAGGCUCGCCAGCAGGUCUUGGGUACUUCGACGCAUCCAUCCCCGGUGGUGGGAAGUACUGGGUUACUCCCAUCCGUGCUUCGGUUGACUCGGACGGUAGAAUCGGCCUCGCGUCAUACCGGGCUAGUGCCACUGCUAAGGCGCCUUAUGGUAUUGAAGAAUACCAGAAGCCAAGCUCGACAAGUAUUUCCCCGGCCGCCCGUGCGGACCAGCGUGUGGUGCCCAGGUUGGACAAACUGGCAAAUUUGCCCUAUGCUCGGAGGGGACAGGAUAUGUCUGCAGCAGACCAGCCCGAUAAAGGUAGAGAAGACGUUGCACGAAACCUUUUGAGGACCCUCAGCUCUAUUUAAGAGCUUGUCACGAGGUCUAUAUCUGGUGAUACGGAGGGCUGCCUGUACGAUUAGAUUACUCUUAUUUCCUACUGCUCUAUUGAUAUAAAGUUUGGAUGCAUUAUGUAAAUUAAAUUCUGGGGGCAAAUGAACAUAUCGAAUAUCAUUC